AUGAGGUUGUUUCUUCUGUAUUUGCAUAUUUUGCUCUUCCAUUUUCCAUCUUUCUCUUCAUCUUCUUCUAAUUUUUUAUGUCAUCUUGAAGAUAGCUAUGCCUUGCUUCAGUUCAAGUCCUCUUUGAAUACAUAUACAGAUAUCAAUAUUUGUCAUGAACAACCUGAUCAGAAAACAGCAACAUGGAAAAAUGGGACAAAUUGUUGCUUAUGGCAUGGUGUAACCUGUGACAGUGUCUCUGGUCAUGUGAUUGGUCUCAACCUUGGCUGUGAAAGUCUCCAAGGUAAUAUUUAUCCUAACAGUACACUUUUUCGACUUGCUCAUCUCCAAUCACUCAACCUUUCAUACAAUGAUUUCUCUGGCACUCAUUUUCAUUCUAAAUUUGAUGGGUUUCAGAGUCUCAAGCAUCUUGACUUGUCUUAUUGUGACUUUAGAGGUGAAGUUCCUCCUCAAAUAUCAAACCUUUCCAAAUUAGUAUCACUUCAUCUUUCUAAUAAUUUUGAUUUAAUUUGGAAAGAAACCACUUUGAAGAGACUAGUGCUAAAUGCAACAAUUUUAAAAGAGUUAUUUUUGGACCAAACAGAUAUGUCUUCAAUCGAUCCAAACUUGUUGAAUAUGAUCUUCAAUCAAUCAUCCUCUUUGAUUAGUCUUAGUCUUCAAAGAACAGGAUUAAGUGGAAAUUGGAAAAAUAACAUUCUUUGUUUACCAAGUAUUCAACAACUAUAUAUGUCAGAAAAUAACUACCUUGAAGGCCAACUUCCAGAUUUCAGUUGUAGCACUUCUCUUAGAACCGUGGACCUUUCAUAUUGUCAAUUCAUAGGGCCAAUUCAUUUUUCUUUCUCUAACCUCACAUAUCUUACUUCCUUAAAACUCAUAGCGAACAAUCUUAAUGGUUCAAUCCCAUCUUCACUUUUAUCCCUUCCACGUCUAACUUUUUUGUCUCUCAGAGAUAAUUUGUUCAUAAGUGGCCAAAUCCCAAAUGUAUUUCCCAAAUCAAAUAGAUUUCAACAAUUAGAUUUGAGGGGUAAUAAAAUUGGAGGCAAGUUGCCAUUAUCACUUUCAAACCUUCAAUAUCUCAUUUAUUUAGACCUUUCAUCCAAUUCCCUUAGUGGUCAAAUCCCAAAUAUGUUCGACAGACUAACCAAGUUACAAGAACUCCGUUUAGAUUAUAAUAGAUUAGAAGGACAAAUCCCACCUUCAUUGUUUAGCUUGUCUCAACUUGAAUACUUUGAUUGUUCAUAUAAUAAAAUAAAGGGUCCUCUACCCAACAAAAUAACAGGUUUCCAAAAAUUAGGUUCAUUAGUAUUAAAUAACAACUUACUAAGUGGAAAAUUUCCUUCAUGGUGUUUAUCUUUACCAUCUUUGAGUGUGUUGGAUGUGUCAACUAAUCAAUUUACAGGAAAUAUAAGUGCAAUCUCAUCAUAUUCUUUGCAGAAUCUAAACCUAUGCAGCAACAAGUUACAAGGUGACAUUCCUGAAUCUAUUUUCAUCCUUACAAACCUAACUACACUAUGUCUAUCAUCAAACAACUUGAGUGGUGUUAUCGAUUUUCAACACUUUUCCAAACUUCCAAAUUUGGCUUCUCUGUCCCUUUCAGGUAAUAGUCAAUUAUCACUAAACUUUGAAUCCAAUGUCAAUUACAAUUUUUCUAUCCUAUCAACAUUGAAAUUGUCUUCUGUCGGUUUGAUCGGAUAUUCAAAAGUAUCAUCAGGACAAUUCCCUGCUUUGAGUUCUCUUGAUUUGUCAGGAAAUAAACUUUUUGGAAGAGUGCCCAAUUGGUUGCUUGAAAUCGAUUCAUUAGAUUAUCUUAGCCUCUCUCAUAAUUUGUUCACAUCAAUGGACCAAUUCUCAAGGAAUCAUUGGCACAACCUAAUCGACCUUGAUCUUAGUUUUAACUUACUAGCCGGUGACAUCUCUUUGUCAAUUUGCAAUAAAAGUUCACUUGUAUUGCUCAACCUGGCACACAACAAAUUGACAGGUAACUUUUCAAAGAAUUGUGACCUUCGUACUCAGAAUCUCAAUGGAAACCUAUUAGAAGGCAUUUUACCUAAAUCUUUGUCAAACUGCAAAUACUUGGAGGCUUUAAAUCUUGGUGGCAACAAACUAGAAGACCAUUUUCCAUAUUGGCUUCAAACUAUGCAAAAUUUGGAAGUAUUGGUUUUGCGAGAGAAUAGGUUGUAUGGUCCAGUUGCUAAUAUAAAUAUCAAGAAUCCAUUUCCUAGUUUAAUUAUUUUUGAUAUUUCAUGCAAUAACUUCAGUGGCCCACUACCAAAAGCUUACAUACAAAGUUUUGAUGCCAUGAAAAAUGUUAUUCAAGUUGUAGAGGUUAGUAGCUCGCAAUACAUGCAAAGGAUGGAAGUAGGUGACAUGACAUACUAUGAUUCUGUGACUAUUACAGUGAAAGGAAACAACAUUGUGAUGGUGAAAAUUCCAAUAGCCUUUGCGAAUAUUGAUUUAUCUCAAAACAAGUUUCAAGGAGAGAUUCCAAAUGUUAUUGGAGAGCUUCACGCACUCAAAGGGCUUAACCUUUCCCAUAACAGGCUCACAGGUCCUAUUCCCCAAUCCAUAGGAAACUUGUUAAACAUGGAAUCAUUGGAUCUUUCCUCAAAUAUACUCACUGGUGUGGUUCCUGCAGAGUUAACCAAUCUUAACAAUCUUGAAGUCUUGAAUCUUUCCCAUAACCAACUAAUGGGAGAAAUUCCUCGAGGUAAGCAGUUCAAUACAUUUUCAAAUGAUUCCUAUGAGGGAAACAUAGGAUUAUGUGGAUUUCCCUUGACCAAGAAAUGUGGACCGGAACAACAUUCUCCACCUUCAGCCAACAACUUUUGGAGUGAAGAGAAAUUUGGAUUUGGAUGGAUACCAGUGGCAAUUGGAUAUGGAUGUGGAUUUGUGAUUGGAAUAGGAAUUGGAUAUUUUGUGUUUUUAAUUGGAAAGCCUAGAUGGCUUGUGAUGAUAUUUGGUGGUCAGCCUACGAGAAGAGUGAACAGGAGGAGGACUAGAGUGAGAAGGACUAAUGGUUCAACGAUCAAUCAAAUGGUGCCAAUGUCGUAGUUUUAUUGUUGCCAUUAUUUUCGCUACUGUGUUAGUUUUUUAUACCUACUGUUCAAAAUUAGCUUGAUUUGAGUGUGACGAUGUUGUCACUCUUAUUUGAUCUAGCUAGUUUUAAUUCAGGUUGUAAGUUUGUACAGUGACUGUAUUGUGCUACAACACGAGUUGUAUGAAGCCAAUGAUACAUAAUAGUACUAUCCAUGGUGUACUAGUUUUGCAUUGACAUCAAAAUUUUGU
This is a messenger RNA of Trifolium pratense (red clover), 3285 nucleotides long. Its product is annotated as receptor-like protein 6. The record is from RefSeq and is a predicted model, not a curated record. The transcript has 2 exons. Gene Ontology annotation, molecular function: protein binding. The coding region runs from base 1 to 3051 and encodes 1016 amino acids. Lineage: Eukaryota; Viridiplantae; Streptophyta; Magnoliopsida; Fabales; Fabaceae.